GGGUUGAGUCUGGCAGGGUUUACUGAGGCUGUGAGGGUUAAGUCUGGCAGGGUUUACUCUGGCUUAAAGGGGUUACUCUAGCUGUGAAGGUUAACUGUUUAAACAUACACGUACUACUAAUUGUUAACAGUGAUACUGAAGAUAAAGAGAAGUCACAGGAAGCCCAGUAUGUGUGUUCUAUUAAUCCUGAUGAAAUUCCAGAUAUUCCUAAUAAUAACUUUUUGAUGAGACAACCUCCUAAGAAAGAAGAAAAAAAAGAGAAAUCACCACCAUCAUAUGGCACAGCAAGACCCAUACGAUCUGUACCUUAUGGAAGAAGAAUCAUGAAGACCAGUUCUGGUAGAAAAAUCAAAGGAAGAGGCACUAUUAGAUACCGGUCCAGGUCUAGGUCCAGAAGCACCACACCACCGCAUUGGAGGCAAGAACAACAACGAACCAAACCAUUCAGAGAAUUUGAAAGAAGUCAGAAGUCUCGGUUAUCUCCUGAUAAAUGGCAAAGUGGAUGGUCACCAAGUGAAUUUGCAGGCAAAAAAAAAGAUGAACGAGAAGGUACGAAUAGAGAAAGCAAGGACGAGGAGAGGAGACAUAAACACAAGAAAGAAAAACACAAAAGCAGAUCCAAACACAAGAAAGGUCACAAACACAAGAAAGACUCAAAGAAACACAAGAAACACCGUGGAGGGUCAGAUAGAGAAAGCUCUCCGAUGGAUGCCUCACCUUCUAAAGAGAGAAUGUCGACAAGAUCCGAUUCUGGUUCGCAAUCACAAGAAAUGAAUGGAAAGGAGGGAAAGAAAAAUUCUGGUGAUGCCUCAGAUGAAAGUCCUCCUCCUACUCAUUGGAAACCCGGACAAAAACCAUGGAAACUGAAACAAUCUGAUAAUGAUGAAUUGGAACGAGGAGCAGAGGAUUCUCCAUUGUCAGCAUCUGAUGAUGAAUUAAAGAAAAUUAUCCAGAGAAGUACCAAACAAGAUACUACUGUGACAUAUGCAUCUAAGUAUAGUCGCAGUCCAUCCCCUCGAUCGGAACACGAAUCAUCAUCACCUGGAGGAUCUCCAGAGAAAGAACAGCAGACGUGGGAGAGACCAACCAGAACACCAUCACCGAGUAAGCCAUCUCCGGUACGUCAGCUGCCUGCUAAACACAGAUUAAAUACAGGUACCCCAGAAAUAUCUAGUCAGCCCCGAAUACCUCAAACUCCGAGUGAGAGUGAGUCUGAUAGCUCCUCUAGUGAUGAAUCGGACUAUGCUGAUACGGCUCAGAAGAUACCCGAUGUGAAGAAGAAACCUAAAGAAAAUAAGGAAAGGUUCCAGUGGCAGCCUCCUGAAGAAGAGGAUCUUGAAGAAAGUGAGGAGCAGAGGAAAAGCAGAGUUGAUGAGGAGGAUGAGUAUCUGUAUGGAUCUGGAAAAGAUCCUGAAAUUGUUCCACCACCUUUGAAGUACUUUGGUGUUGACCAUUCCAUAAAGCAGGCAAGACCUCCGCAAAAAUAUCCUGAAGAAGCAGUUAUCUUCACAAAAGAAAAUAACAAAGAACUUUCCAGACAUCCCAUCUCUGAAAAGCCCUUGAGGCUGCCUCUUGAAGACAGAGCUGAAGAGAGAGUACAAAAUCUGGUUCAAGGAGUAAAAAAGGAUGAUUCCGAUAGGGUUAAAAAUUAUGAAGAAGAUAAAAGGUCUGGAAGUUAUGCUCGACUUCAAGAAGAUUAUCAGAGUAGCAAUCAGAAUGAUUACAGAAAUGAUGUGGACCCGCAAAAAACAUCCCAUUAUGAGAGAACAGAUGAGAAAAAAAUACAAAUCACUGUAAGAGAGUUGGGACGAACCAGCCGUGAUGAAAAUUAUCGCCCCAGUCUGAGUGACAAUAAGGAGGUGAAAAGGCAUUACAAUGAUGAUGCAUUGCAUGGCCGACAAAAGGCAUCUAUGAAAGAAGUUGAUUCCUUUUCACACAAAGAAGCCUUAGGAUUAGCAUCUCACCCAAAAUCUGUAUUAGGGGAUAAAUGGUUGUCUAUAGGAUUCUCUCAGGUUGAAACUCGUACUGCUCACGAGGAAGUGAAGAGCAACCCAUCAUGGGGAGGAGAUCAAUAUGAACAUGAGAGGACAGAGGAUGCCGAGAAUAGAGGUCAGGGAGAUGCAAAGCUACAGAAAGAAUCACCAAGACAUGUGGAAAGAGAGGAAGUUGUUCGAAAAUCUUAUCCCUCAGCAUCAAGACAACAUUCUGAUAGUGAAAGCCACACAGAUAGUGAUGAUGAUAGUAGUAGUACUGAAUACAGUGACAGCAGCAGUGAUGGGGGAUAUAGGAGAAGUACUAGACGCAAGAGUCCUGUGCGGCGGAGACGCCGAUACAGCUCAUCCGAGAGUUCCAGAAGCAGAAGCAGAAGCCGAAGUAGCAGAAGCAGAUCACGUAGCUAUGACAGAGGAAGCAAGCGUCGCAGAGGUGGUGGUAGACGAGGUAGAAGUAGAAGUCCUGUCAGAUCCUUAGGAAGAAGGAGAAGGUCAAGAUCUCGAAGUCGGAGCCCUGUGAGACGCUACAGGAGAUCUUAUAGUCGAAGUCCAAGCAGAGAGAGGAGAUCAAAUAAAUCAAGAGAUUACAGGAGAAGUAGAAGCCGAAGUCGAGAUAGAUACUACAGAGACCGGAGUCGUUCUAGGUCAUAUGAUCGAUACAGACGACGUAGAAGUAGGUCCAGGAGUAGAUCCAGAGGAAGACGCUAACUACAUGACAGACAUACAUUCAGAUACAGUCGCAGCAGGUAUACUCGCAGCAGGUCACAUGACAGAUAUCGUAGUUCUCCUAGCUACUCUCGUUCCAGGAGCCGAAGCAGUUCCUCUUACGACUCAGAUUAUUAAACUUGUAUUCAUUACUGGACUUGCCAUAAAUUGGCUAUGGUUACAAGUCUGCGACAAGUGUCAGCUAUACAGAGUCUUACAUUUAAAGUUACUGCCAACUAAGACAUCAGGAAUGCAUAUAUUUUGUAAAUCCUCAGCACAGUUUUAGGGAAAAAAGGCACAUAAGUAUUUGUUUGGCAGUGUAACUGAACCUGAUCAUUGAGAGAAUCUGGGAGGGGUUUAUAGGGUUAAGUAAGAACUUUGGUAAGUAACGAAAAUUUACUGAAUAUUUCAGAAUUUUAAUUUUAAAGGGGCC
This is a messenger RNA of Saccoglossus kowalevskii, 3129 nucleotides long. RefSeq lists its product as uncharacterized. Gene Ontology annotation, cellular component: cytoplasm; mitochondrion. Gene Ontology annotation, biological process: protein folding; protein peptidyl-prolyl isomerization. The record is from RefSeq and is a predicted model, not a curated record. Gene Ontology annotation, molecular function: peptidyl-prolyl cis-trans isomerase activity; cyclosporin A binding. Lineage: Eukaryota; Metazoa; Hemichordata; Enteropneusta; Harrimaniidae.